AUGAGGGUAGCCUUCGGAGUGGCUAUGCUAACUCCAGAGAGCAUGGGCAAGCGGAGCAGCCACUGCGACAAAAGCAACGAGAAACGUAUGAUAGCAUCGAGCGGAGUGACCUGGAGGUGUGGUCAUGACCUUGGCGAAUUUCGCCGAGAGGUCUCUGCCGAAGCUCAGCGUGCCGACCACGGUAUCAGCCAAUUUGGGGCACAUCUUCUAAAUGGUAAAGCUCGAGCUGCGAUGGCGUUGGACCUUAGGAAGCUGGCGUGUCCAGGGACUGGCAUGGCGGUGCUAUGCAAGGCUAGAUAUUUCAAUACCCCGGAAGGGCCAGAAGAGUGGAUCUCGGGCCGUUCAUCGACCAUGCUUUCAGAAGAUAGUCACUUUGGGAGAUGUCGCGCAUCCGUGCUAGAGGCAAGGGAAUGCUCGAAUUGGAUAUCACAAACCAUCCAUCGUUAUCAUCACUACAUUCUCCUAGCACCCCCAGUAGCCCAAAACCCUUCUCUCAACCUACCUGUCCCUGUUCAACACAUCAUCAAAAGCUCUCGGACUCACACUGACCGCCCUCUCUUGCCACCCCGGCUCAAUGUGAACAAGAUUUUAUCAACCCGAAUACUUUCCCAACACAAGAUUAUCCACAGAAAGCCAUGUACUGUGACUGAAGAUGGCCCUAUUGCGAGACCGAUUCGAUAA
Lindgomyces ingoldianus is the source of this 681-nucleotide messenger RNA. RefSeq lists its product as uncharacterized. The record is from RefSeq and is a predicted model, not a curated record. Lineage: Eukaryota; Fungi; Ascomycota; Dothideomycetes; Pleosporales; Lindgomycetaceae. The transcript is spliced from 7 exons. Bases 1 to 681 code for a protein of 226 amino acids.